UGGAAGAGACCCCGGCACUAAAGCCAUGGCGCGACAGCCUCUACUGUGGUAUUUCCGCUAUAUAUUUAUAAGAUAAGUUUCAUUCUCAAGCAGAAAAAAGUGACAAAUUCAGAAUCACCGCCGCUCAGAGUAACGCGGUCCACCAUUCGACACUACCUCAGCGAUGGCAGUAGAUUCGUCUCAAUUAUCAUCGCCAAACGAUAUAUUUGGCUGUCUGCCUUGUGAGAUUCUGCUAGCACUGCUGAAGCUCUUGCCCAGCUUGCCAUCAUUAUGGAGCCUCAUCAACGCUUCCUCUGUCUGCUCUGCCCAGUUUGACGACUGCGCACUCGAGAUUAUAGAGGCCGUGAUGCUGGCUUCAGUCCCCACUACGAUCCAGCAUAUCAUGCGAGUUACACUCCGCUGUCAAGCUCCUGGACUACAACACACGACUCUAGAACAAGCCAGAGAUGUCGCCAAAGAUAUCGACAUUAAUAGGAGGAGAGCUCGCCCGUUACUGAUCUCGAUGCCGCUGAAUUUCAACACCUUUGAGGUGGAGGCGGUGCAGCAUACCAGAUUGCCGCGCCGCCUCCUGUCACAGGCACACAAUAUUCACGUGCUAGCACAUGCAUGUACCGACCAUUACAUUGCUGCCUCUCUAGCAAUACGCCCACAUUCCCUAGUCAAACUAGGUCCUCACUCCCCUGUAUACAGGGAUAAGUUUGAGUCAGCUGAAGGUCGACCAUAUCAGCCUCGUGAAACUGGCCCGUCAUCGUGGGUUGAAGAACAUCGUGUCAUCAAGGCUUUAUGGCUCAUACAAUAUUUCUUUGAGCUUCAGGUUGCAUGUGAGGAAAGCCGGUUGGACUGGCCGGCAGAAGAUCUGAAGUCUCUGCAGUGCGCAGGCCUCUCUACUUUCUUCACGCUCCAGAGAUUUGAGCAGCAGCAGCUCUUGACAGUCAUGGAGUUUUUACAAGUCAAAACACAUGGACAUAAAGAAGCAGGAUCACUUUGGCUACAACAAUACCGACUGCCCACCGAGGCCUUUGAAAACACAUUCAUUAGCCCUUGUGCCCAGCUAAUGUUCUUUGACCCGAACGAGGACCAUUAUCAGCAAGGCCAAGAAUUUCUGGACAAAUCACCAACAUCUAUCACAUUUCAGUAUAUGAUGGCGCGUAAUCCCAAUAUGUCGCCACUGCCUGGGUUACCAUUCGACCCUUACAGGAAAUUUGGGUUUGCCAUAUUCGAUGACCAGCGUAUGACAGACCUCGGUCUGGCUGAAGCCAAUAGGAGGGCCUUGGCUUUCUUUGUUAAGUAUCAUUACAGCUGGUUCAGUAUUCUUACACAAGAGGAACGGGAUUUGAGCCGUAAGAACUAGUUAUAGCCAAAGUGCCAGGAAUAAACCAAUCCAAGAUGCUUUGUAUGAUAAAAACAUUCACAGAACCAUCAUGGACUAAGCG
Truncatella angustata is the source of this 1433-nucleotide messenger RNA. RefSeq lists its product as uncharacterized. NCBI's taxonomy places the organism in Eukaryota, Fungi, Ascomycota, Sordariomycetes, Amphisphaeriales, Sporocadaceae. The record is from RefSeq and is a predicted model, not a curated record. The coding region runs from base 164 to 1351 and encodes 395 amino acids. The transcript has a single exon.